This is a messenger RNA of Contarinia nasturtii (swede midge), 4275 nucleotides long. RefSeq names its product cilia- and flagella-associated protein 57 (gene tous). The record is from RefSeq and is a predicted model, not a curated record. Gene Ontology annotation, molecular function: protein binding. Bases 110 to 3604 code for a protein of 1164 amino acids. The transcript is spliced from 7 exons. NCBI's taxonomy places the organism in Eukaryota, Metazoa, Arthropoda, Insecta, Diptera, Cecidomyiidae.
GAUAAUCAAGUCACAAUCGAAAUUGUGCUCACAACGUUCCCAUAUACAAUGCAGAAUUGUUUCGUUCAAUCUUGAUUCAAUUUUGAUUUUGAUAGAAAAAUUUGACAACAUGACAAUCGCACCAAUUGGAAUUCAACCGAAAUUUGUAUACGGCCUUCGGUCUGAUAUAAAAGGAAAUAUCCAUUUUCUCGAAAAUCAAGAAGUAAUCUAUCCGGUUGCAGGUGUAAUCGCAAUUCACGAUUUCAAGCUACAAAAACAGACUUUUCUCCGUUUGGCAAAACACCAUACACCAACGGUUAUUGCAAUUAGUCCAAAUCGAAAAAUGCUUGCCAUUUCAGAGUGGAACGAAUUAAAAAAGAAGUGCAUCAUAAACACAUACGACAUUGGUUCAUUGAAGAAGAAGAAAAGUAUGAAAUUACCACCUGAAGUUCCAAGCCAAGAUGUUUCGUUCAUCAAAUUCACCGAAGAUUCAAGGGGGCUAGCGGUGUUGAGUAAAGAGCCACAUGCUUUUCUAACAAUUUUUUAUUUUGAUAAAUCCGAAACGGUUAUUGUUGGUCGUGUGUCAAAUGGAAAUCAGCCGGGCUUAACAGCUGAUGUGAUAGCUUGUAAUCUAAGUGACACUGGACUCGUAGCGGUUGCAGGUAAAUUCACAUUUAAAUUGAUGUCACGCCAAGAUAAAAGUUUCGGUGUAAUUGGAACGAUGAGUGGUGAACAUAAAAUUAUCACAUCGUUAAUUUGGUUGACAGCAGAAAUACUUGUGGCAGGCACAUCAUCGGAUCAAUUAUUGUUUAUUGAAGGUGGUGAUCCAAAACAAAAUUUCAUCGCAAGCACCGUCCAUUUGCUCGACUUAGAAAAGGCAAAAGAGAACGAUGGUGAUCAAUCACAUUUGAAAUUGAAUCCAGUGUCGGGCGGUACAAGUGAGACGGAAGUAAACUGUCUUACAAAUUUUGAGAAUGGAUUUUGUUACUCGCAGUUUAAUCAAUUGUUUGUAUUUGAGAAAGAAAAAUCAUAUGUUCGAUAUACACGACGGUCUAUCAUCAAAAUACCCAUUGAUUUGUAUUCACCCGAAUCGUACAAGAUCACAAAUGUAUCAGUAAAUGUGCAAAUGGACACCGUUAUUGUGACCACAUUUCAUAGUCAAAUCUAUAUUUCAAAAUUGUUCGAUCCAGAAAAGGUGACACUUCAACAUUUGGAGUUUGCGAUGCUUGGUGAACCGUUGCACAUAUCGAGCAUCAUUUCAAUGUCGAUUUGUUCUUGGAAACCAAUUAUUAUGACAGCUUCCAAAGAUUUUACGGUUCGCAUUUGGAAUUAUGAAAGUACAAAGGUGGAACUUGUAAAGAAAUAUCAAUAUGAUGUCACUGCUUUGGCACUUCAUCCGACCGGUUUAUUUGUUGCCAUUGGAUUCGCUGAUAAAUUGCAUUUGAUGGAAAUACUUCUGAAUACCAUGAAAACUGUCAAAGAAUUUGAUUUUCCGAAUUGUGACGAAAUUGUAUUUUCACAUGAGGGACACUUAUUGGCAUGUGCCUACGGCAAUCUCAUAACCAUUGUUUCUGUUUUUUCAUUUGGUAUUAUUGGUUCAUUGAAGGGUCACAGUGGAAGGAUUUUAAGCAUGGCUUGGUCAUGUGAUGAUAAAUUUUUAGUAUCAUCUGGAAGCGAAGGUGCAAUUUAUCAUUGGUGCGUCUCGACCAAAGAACGUGUCAAUGAAUCAGUUGAAAAAGGCACCGAAUUUCGAUCGUUGGCACUCACUCGUGAUUCAACGAUUUAUGUCUGCACCAACACCGGUAUAUUUCGUGAAAUACACAAUUCAGAUAUCAUUCGAGAUAUCGAACCAAACUCAGGCGAUCCAUUAACACAAAUUGCAUUGGCAAGAUCAGAUCUAAUGCUAUUUGUUGGCACGGAAACCGGAAAUCUAUACAAUAUUCAAGUGCCAUUUUUAGAAGCCGGAGGCGGAACAUGUACACACUACAGAUUUUUCAGCGAUGCCAUUUCAUGCAUGAAAGUCACUUUCGAUGAUCGAAUGUUGGUUGUAGGUUCCGAUGAUGGUACUCUUAUAUUUUGGGUGAUUAUAAAUACAGAAGGAAAAACGGCCCUAGUUGACAGUGAGCAUGGAAAAUGUUCGGAUAUAAUUGUGCCACGAUGUGAUCUCAUUGAAAAAAUCGACAAAAUCGAAAAUCUAGAAAAACGUUUAAAUGAACAGUUGUCUGAACAUGAUUUUGAGUUGAAUCAUGUUCGAAAAAAGCAUUCAAUUGAAUUGGAGUUAACAUGUGAAAAAUAUGAAAAAAUUAUCAGCGACUUGAGAGAUGAGCGUAAAAAUUUGGAACAAAAAUAUCACGAGGAACGAAAUCUUAUUCAAUCAGCCGUAGAAGAUCGGAACGCCGAACACUCCAUCGAAAAAAUACAAUUAGAGGCAAAACUUAAUGAAAAAAUUCUGGCCGAAUCGGAUAAAUUGGCCAAUUUAAAAGUUGUUUUGGAUAAUUCCAAAGCCGAAUAUGAACAAUUAUUACACAAAGCGGCUGAAUGUCUGAAAGAAACGACAGACACUUUGGAGCGUUCAUUCAAAGACCAAAUAAAUGAUCGAGAAGAAAAAAUAUUGAAGCUAUUAAAUGAGAUUCAAACGAAGAAAGAAGAAUUUUUCCAUUAUUGUAAUCAACUGAAUUUGGACAAUGAUCGAAAAGUGGCUCAAUUAAAAGUGCACUAUGAGACUCGGCUCAGAGAAAGCAACGAGAACAUAUUACAAUGGCGAACCGAUGCAAACAUUUUGGCCAAAAAAAUUGAAAGCACGUCAACGACAUGCGAUCAACUGCGAUCUGACAUUGCACUUGUAUUGGACGAACACAGCAGAAAUAAAAAGUACAUUUGUCAAUUGGAGCAAAAUAUUGUUGAAUUACAACGAGAUCUUGAUCUACGCACCAAAUUAGUUGAAGACAAAGAAUUAUGUUUGAUUGAGACGAUGGAAAAAAGGUCAACAGUUGAAAAGAUGAAACAAUUCCUAAAUGAUAGAGCCAUACAAUUGGAAGCCCAAAUCAAUCCAUUGCACGAAGAAAUCAAGCAAAGCACAUGCAAAAUUAAUCAAAUGGACGAUUUGAAGAGGAAAUUAUUUUGGAAAAUUGAUGAACUGUAUAAUGAAAUACAAUUGUUACGGAAUCGAUGCAAAGCAAUCACGAUUGAUCUGAAAGCGGAAAAGGUUAAGAAUCAUCAUACAAACACUGUUAUUGAACGAAUGUGUUCAGAUAUUUCACUUAUGGUACAACACAUUCAGAAUUUACCAAAAUUAAAGGAACUCUCAAUUUGUAUGUUCAAAACGUAUGUAUCUUCAAGCCACGUCAAUAAAAGCAAAAUGAUUUCAAAUAUCGCUGAGGGUGAUGUUAAGAAAAAUAGCACCGUUACUCAAGACAAUCACACGAAAUUGGUAAAAAUGACCGAAAUCAAAAGAAAAAAUGCAAUAGAAGAAGAAGAACCAUUCGAAAAGAUGAAACUUAUAAAAGAGAACUUAUUUUUACUAUCGGAAAUUGAUAAACUGAAGCAAAAAAAUAUUUCACUAAAUCAACGCGUUUAUUAUUUGGAAUCAUUUAAAAGGGUUGCAACGAACAAUUCAACACAAUAGUAAAAGAAUCUGAAUCAAGGUUUCCAUUUCCACAAAAAAAAAAUCGUAAAUAGUUUCCAACCCCAGAAAUUUAAUUUUAAACACAUUAUAUUGUUACUCAUUGACAAUUAUGACACAAUAGUGACCCAAAAAAUAAUAAUUUUUGCAGAUUGCAAUUGUAUACAAAAAAUCUUUAUUUGUAUGAACAAAUUAUUAGCCCACUAUUUUGUCUUCAACAAUUUCUAUGUCUGCAAAUCCAUGAUCUCCAUCGUCACAAGAAUUGGUCAGAAGAUUAACUAUUACAGUUCUAUACAUCAUAUCCAAAAUGACAUCUAAAAGUUCCAUAUACACUGUGUAAUGUUCCGUUUGUUUUGUGUUCAGUUGUACUACUAUUACUGGCCCAUGUGAAUCACUAUUCAAUCUUACAUAUAUUAUGCGACCUUUACAAUUAUACUCGUGAGAGGCCGACCGGAGGGAUUGAUGCAAAUGUCCGUCAACCACUGGAUAAGCUAAAAAUAGUUAUUGAAAAUAGUUAUAAAAUAUACAUUGUAUUGACUUUAACAUAACUCACUAAUAUUAUUCACGUCUCGAACAUUUGUUUCUUUUGAUUCAGCCAAUGCCUUCGAAAAGAAUAUCAAUAAAAUCGAAAUCCAAAUCAUAUUGUAAAUGUUUGAUUUGUGUUUUACUCUCGA